AUGCCCGUCGCUACUCACUCACCCGAUAGGAGCCGCCCUCUGGAUGACAACAAUGUCACAGGCUACGACCCCCUCAUCCCUCCCGCGCUCCUCCGCCACGACCUCCCAGUCACUCCUGCCGCCAUCAAGACCAUCUCCUCCUCGCGUCGGACAUGCGCCUCCAUCGUUGCGCAGACCGACCCUCGGCUGUUGGUAGUCGUCGGUCCGUGCUCCAUCCACGAUAUUGAUCAGGCGAAGGAGUACGCCAGCCGUUUACGCAAAGGCGUCGCCGAGGGCCGUUGGCCAGGAUUGGAGAUUGUUAUGAGGGCGUACUUUGAGAAGCCAAGGACGACUGUCGGGUGGAAGGGUCUCAUCAAUGACCCAGAUGUCAACGGAACGUUCCAGAUCAACAAGGGGUUGAGGUUGGCGAGGGAGCUGUUGAGGGAUAUCAACGAGAUGGGGAUGCCGAUUGGAUGCGAGCUGCUGGAUACCAUCAGCCCCCAGUUCAUCGCUGAUCUCAUCACCUGGGGAGCGAUUGGCGCCCGGACUACCGAGUCUCAGCUUCACCGAGAACUCGCAUCCGGCUCCGGUUUCCCCAUCGGCUUCAAGAACGGCACAGAUGGCUCUGUCAGUGUCGCCAUCGACGCCAUGCAGAGCGCGAGCCACCCGCACAACUUCAUGGGUAUCAACAGCCAGGGGAUGGCCAGUAUCGUCCGGACAGCAGGGAACAAGGAUUGCCAUGUCAUCCUAAGAGGUGGAAGUGGCGGACCCAACUACGCCUCAGAAUACGUUCAGAAGGCCCUCACCGACAUCAAGCAGAAGAACCCGAAUGUUCCAGCUUCGCUCAUGGUCGACUGCUCCCACGGCAACUCGUCCAAGAAUCACCUGAACCAGCCAAAGGUCGCAGAGGACGUCGGAAAGCAGAUCGCAGCUGGCGAGGAGGGCAUUGUCGGUAUCAUGUUCGAGAGUAACUUGAUGGGCGGCAAGCAGAGCUCAGAUCAGCCGAGAGAGAACCUCGAGUACGGUGUCUCGAUCACAGACGCUUGCGUCGACUGGGAGAUGACCGUGGAUAUGCUUGACGGCCUGAACAAGGCUUCCGAGACAAGACGGGCUCUCAUCGAGAAGCGGAACGGAGAGAAGGCCGAGUGA
This is a messenger RNA of Dioszegia hungarica, 1128 nucleotides long. Its product is annotated as putative 3-deoxy-7-phosphoheptulonate synthase. Gene Ontology annotation, cellular component: cytoplasm. Gene Ontology annotation, biological process: aromatic amino acid biosynthetic process. NCBI's taxonomy places the organism in Eukaryota, Fungi, Basidiomycota, Tremellomycetes, Tremellales, Bulleribasidiaceae. The record is from RefSeq and is a predicted model, not a curated record. Bases 1 to 1128 code for a protein of 375 amino acids. Gene Ontology annotation, molecular function: 3-deoxy-7-phosphoheptulonate synthase activity. The transcript has 7 exons.